AUGAGCGUCUCCGGGGCAGAGGCUUUUGCAAGAAGGGCGGGACUCUCAGGCCCAGGGGGCUCAGGUCCUCCGAUUCAAAGGAGGGACAAUGAUUGGACGUGCCCGAAAUGUCAGGCCAACGUGUUUGGGAGCAAGACUGAAUGCUUCAAGUGUGGAACAAAGAGGCCCUUCGAUGCGAGCCAGAGGGGGCAACAACAAGCACGUCCGAUAGGGAGAAUGCCGGAGUUGUACUCCAUCAAGAAGGGAAAGGUUGUUCGAGUUGCCGACUUCGGAGCCUUCGUGGAGAUCGAGGGCUGCACCAAGUGGGGACUCGUCCAUGUCAGUCAGUUGACGGACUCUGGUCGAGGUACGCGUAUUGAACCCAAGGACAUCGUUGAUGUUGGUGAUGAUGUGUGGGUCAAGGUGUGCGAGAUCGACGAGGAGCAGGGGAAGAUCUCUCUGAGCAUGAAGUAUGCGUCACAGGCAUCUGGCAGAGACUUGGACCCGGAGAACGCAGAAUACCUCGUAGAGAAGAGCAGGAGGAGUGGUCCUGGAGGCCACAGGGAUCGAGAGAGGAAGAUCGACAUCGAUGACCCACUUGCUCGCCCUGGACAAUUCCGUGAAGAUGCCUGGGCGCUGCUGCAGAAGAAGUUUGAAAUCUGCCUAAGCAAGAGGGGCCAUGACGGUCAAUCCGGCGAUUACGCGAUCGUCAGGUCACCAUCUCCAGACCAAGAUGCACGGAGGAUGUCGGGAGGGAGCGCGAGGGAGGGCGACAAGGAUGAGAUGAAGAAGCUCAAGGCUAUGCUCAAGGAGGAGAAGAAGAAGAAGGACAAGAAGAAGAAGGAUAAGAAGCACAAGAAGCACAAGAAGCACAAGAAGGACAAGCAAGCAAAGAAAGACUCCGCGUCCUCCAGUGACUCGAGCGAUUGA
This is a messenger RNA of Guillardia theta CCMP2712, 909 nucleotides long. RefSeq lists its product as hypothetical. Bases 1 to 909 code for a protein of 302 amino acids. Gene Ontology annotation, biological process: RNA stabilization. NCBI's taxonomy places the organism in Eukaryota, Cryptophyceae, Pyrenomonadales, Geminigeraceae. The transcript is spliced from 12 exons. The record is from RefSeq and is a predicted model, not a curated record. Gene Ontology annotation, molecular function: RNA binding.